GUGUCCAGUUCUAACAAUGGUGUAAUCAUUCCAGAAUUGGCGGGUCGAAUUCGAAGGUAACACAUACACAAAUCCUUUGUAGCAUUUACAAUUCUCUGCGCCUUUCUCUCCUUUUCUGUAGACGCAAAAAACUGGAAUUACAUAUUCCUGCGACAUUCUUGCCAUUUUUAUUUCCAAUCUCAAAAACCUACCUCCUUAUAAAUUUUGAGGAAAUUCCCAAUUCACAAAUUUGCCAAAUUACGGAAUUGUUCGAACCCGUCGUUUAAAAUCGUUUUUUUCCAAAGAAUUUCUCAUCUCUAUCGGGGAUUCUGGUUUGAUAUGCCAAUCAGGAUUUGUGUUCUUCAAUUGGGGCAUGCUGCUUGAAUUAACUUAUCUCAUUAUGGGCUCUGAUGGGCUGCUAUCCUUAUUUUUCAUAUCUUGAAUUGACCUCUUGAGCGUUCUUACUUGAAAGUGAGUGAGCAUUUUCUUAGCCAAGUCGAUGGCGGAUUCUUUUAGUGUUCCUGAUAAUAGAAAGGGCCUCAACCGUACUGUGGUUUGUGGCAAAAUUCAACCCUUUAAAUGUUUGGUUGCGUCUAUUCCAAAACACUGUUCAAUGAAAGCUUUGAAACGCAUCGUUAACGUGGACAAAAAAUUAUUGGGUGUGGCUACUAUCUCUGAAGCUGGACUAUUCCUCUUGAAAAUUGCAGUUCUAGAGGCAGUGAGGAGGUUUUCACAGGUUCAUUGUCCAUUCUUGUGGCGCAGUCUCCAGGCUUUGCAAUUUAUUUGUUUACCCCCCCUUAAGUGGAUUCAGAAGUGGGGAAUUUUUAGGGGUUUGGUUAAGUCCAUGCAGGCUUUGUCUAGACCGCUUUUACUUCUCUCAGUUGCGACAUCUCUCGCUAAUCGAUCAGACGAUGGUGAAGAAAAUCCAGGAAGUUCAGAAUUUUCAGAUGCUUCUCAGCCACAAUCUGAUUCCUUGACUAACAGAGCAUCAGAGUCAAGAGUAAUUGAAACUCAAGCCCCAGAGAAGUGGAUGUUGCAACUUUUUGCGGAGCUAGAAAAGGAGGGAAUUGUUUUGCCAGAGAGGAUUACUGAGGAUGAUCUUCGUAGAUUAUAUCAUGUUGCAAAUGGUGAUUUCUCAAGCUUCUUCUCUUCAGUCAAAAGAACAAUCAACUGGAGGCGAAAUUUUAGGUUUAUGUCAGUGCAAGAGCUUGAAGAGUGGUCGGAGAUGGUGUUUUGGCAUGGAUGUGAUGUUAAGAGGCACCCUUGCUUAAUUAUUCGAGUUCAAUCUGCAUGCUCUUAUAUAAUGUCUGGGGAAAGAUAUCGCUUGCCUGAAGUAGUUGUUUCUCAGAUAGAAUAUGGGAUUCUCCACCUGGUUCGUGCUGAAGAUCCUUUAAUCACAGUGCUAAUGGACUGUCAAGGGUUGAGUCCGUUUGGUUUCCCAGUACACAUGAUGAGAUCCUGUGCUGUGCUUUUGCAAGACCAUUACCCGAAUAGGCUUGCUGCUUUAUUUGUUGUGCGGUUGCCUCCCAUUGCUCGUGUUAUUGCACAAACUCUUUUUCAGGUGUUGAGACCAGCUACGAGGCGGAAACUUCGAAUAUUUGGGGACGACUACCAAAAGUUUUUGUCAGAGCAUCUUCAGACGCUUCCUUCUUUCCUUGGCGGUGAUUGCUCGUGCCCAAAAUGCUCAAAAUCUGUUGGUAAAGAGAAGACUGUGGUUGGACCUAGUAUAGUAUAUGAAGCUGAGAAUGUUUCACCCCAUUCUGCUUCUGCUUCUGUUUCUGCUUACUGCUCUGAUGACUUUGAAUUUAUCAAGUGUGACAAGGUACUGAAAAGCAUUGCUAUCGGUCUUCUCCUUGUGCUGCUAUACAUUCUUUUGACUAUUCGGUUUCAUAAUCUGGAAGGCAUACAGUUGUACACAAGUGGCUGGUAGCCUGUAAAACCAUCACCUGUUUUUGACGCUUUCGUGAUGAACACAAUUCAAGUUAUACUUUCAUGUAUUGUAUAGAAAUUGUAGACAGUGGAACAAGUUGGAGAUCAAAUUGUUCCAGAUAGUAUGGUUGCUUCCGAAAUAAAGUCAUGCAGGUUCCACACCA
Molecule: messenger RNA, 2072 nt
Organism: Spinacia oleracea (spinach)
Lineage: Eukaryota; Viridiplantae; Streptophyta; Magnoliopsida; Caryophyllales; Amaranthaceae
Product: sec14 cytosolic factor
Exons: 7
Coding region: 479-1909 (476 amino acids)
Source: RefSeq, a predicted model, not a curated record